Messenger RNA from Zootoca vivipara (common lizard), 14600 nucleotides. The record is from RefSeq and is a predicted model, not a curated record. NCBI's taxonomy places the organism in Eukaryota, Metazoa, Chordata, Lepidosauria, Squamata, Lacertidae.
CACUGGCACAGUUGGGCUGGUGAUAUUUCCAUCUAUUCUGUCCACUUCAGCAGAAUGGGUGAUGGGAAAACCUGCUUUCAGGAAUGUGCCAUUUGUAAUCUAAUAAACAGAUUUGUGCUUUUGCUCCGGAGAGGCUUCCCCUCUUAUCUUUGUUUGCUCAACCUGAACAGGCCUCCUUGGACCAAUCUGCUUCCUGGCCUCCCGGGUGACUCAGAAAACUGCCAGGAGAGGCAGCCAUGCUGAGCCUGUCGCAGCAAAAACCUGAACCGGGCGCCUCGCAGCGACCUUCGAUACAGAGCAGAUUUGUAACGGGGAAGAGCUUUUGUGCAACGAGAGCCACUUCAAGCGAUGCAUGGAAGCGUAUCCUCAGUUGGCCGAUACAUAAAUAUAUUUAGAGAGAGGGAGAAAUUGUAAACAGUGGAGUCAGAAGUCCAGGAAAAGGAGAGCGACGCAGCCUCUCACAUUCCCGGGCGAAGAUCCGAUGUGUACAGAAUAAGCCCAGAGGCUGCACGGAACAGCAGGAAACUGGGAAUGCUGUCGUUUCCCUAGCAAAAUCUUACACUCGUACUUGUGGGAGAGGAAACCCUGGUCUCUGCUGAGCCCUGAACAGGUGGCUCACGCCUCCAAGCGGCCGGAUGAGUCCUCCUUCCCUGAAGACACAGAAUCGGAGGCCAUGCGCCAGCGCUGGAGGAAAUACGCAGAGCUUUCUGACGACGAGGAUCUGCUAGCGGACGAGGCAUCCGGAGAUGGGUAUGGAAGUGGAGAGAACGGCAGCGGAACAGUCUCCCCGGACAAGCCCCUCCCCACCACAGACCUUCCAUCUCCUCCUCCUGUCGGGCUCCCUCCCCCUGCAAGCAUGACCGGUGCAGAGACCCCCGAGGACGACUCUCUGCUCAUUUAUUUCCGGGCCCUGGUGAAUUUCACAAAGUCCAUCGACUACAGCUCCCGCCUGGAUGAUGUCAACUCAGAGGAGUUCCAGGAUGUUUCCAAAGCAGUGGUGGACACGCUGGAGUCUGAAUACUACAAGAUCCCUGGACAGCAAAUGGUUAGCGUGGUCUUCAUCAAGGAGAUUGACGGCUACAUCUUUGUGGAGCUGGAUGUGGGCUCUGAGGAGAACGUGGAUGAGGACCAGAUCCGCCAAGUGCUAUUCUCGGUCAUCGAGAGCGGCUCCAUCGCCUCCUACGUCACCUCCACGUUGGGAUUCCAGUUCCGCCGCUUGGGAGAAGCCCAAACCCCACCUCCCCCCAUUACAAUGGAGCCCCCAGUGACGCCCGUGGUUCGCGCCUGCACGGCCGAUGAGUUCAGGUGCCGGAGUGGCGAGUGCAUCUCCAAAGAGUUCCUCUGCGACAGCCGAUCGGACUGCCGGGACAUGUCGGAUGAGCUGGACUGUGCUCCCGAGUGCGGCAGCGAUGAGUUUGGCUGCGACAACGGUGAGUGUGUUCUCCUGGAGGAUCGCUGCGAUGGCCACGCCGACUGUGAUGACGCCUCGGACGAGGACGGCUGCGGCAUUACCACCCCUCGACCGCCUGUCACCUCCGCACGGCCCGGCACCACUCGGGUGCCCGCUACCACGGCCUCAGUGACCACCCGCCGAGCCCCAGUCACCCCUCUGCCUGGGGUCUUCCCCACCAAACCCUCCCUGGCCCCCAUCCUGCGACCUUGCCGGAAGGACGAGGCCAUCUGCUCCAACAAGCAGUGCAUCCCCCGGGACUACAUCUGCGACGGGGAGAGGGAUUGCAGCGACGGAAGCGACGAGAGCAGAUGCGGCACCCCGAGCCCCUGCGAGCCCAACGAGUUCAAGUGCCGGAACGGGCACUGCGCCCUCAAGCUCUGGCGAUGCGACGGGGACAACGACUGCACAGACGGCUCGGACGAGCUGAAUUGCCCUACCAAGGGCCCCGGGGACACCUGCGCUCCAGACCAGUUCGUCUGUGUCUCCACACGCACCUGCAUCCCGGCCAGCUACCAGUGCGACGACGAGACGGAUUGCGCAGAUCGCUCCGACGAGAUUGGCUGCACCCCUCCCCAGGUGAUCACCCCCCCCGAGGAAUCCAUCCAGGCCGCCCCCGGAGAGACGGUCCGCUUCACCUGCGUGGCCGUGGGCGUCCCCACCCCCAUCAUCACCUGGAGGCUAAACUGGGGCCACAUCCCCAGCAGCCGCAGGGUGUCCAUCACCAGCAAGAACGGCCGAGGGACACUGGUCAUCGAAGACGUCAAAGAGGCCGACCAGGGAGCUUACACCUGCGAGGCCAUCAACGCCCGCGGGAUGGUUUUUGGCAUCCCUGAUGGAGUGUUGAGUCUCACACCUGGACGAGGACCUUGCCCAGAAGGACACUUCCACAACGAGGAAACCUCCCAGUGUUUCCCCUGCUUUUGUUUUGGCAUCACCAAAUCUUGCCAUGGCACUAGCCGGCACCGCAACCAGAUCCGCCUUCGCUUCGACACACCCGACAACUUCAAAGGGGUGAACGUGACGACCCCCUCUCAGCCCGGAACACCACCCCUCUCCUCAACCCAGCUGCAGAUUGACCCCGGAUUGCAGGAGUUCCAGCUGGUCGAUCUCUCCCGUCGUUUCCUGGUACACGACUCUUUCUGGAUGCUCCCCGGGCAGUUCCUGGGGAACAAGGUAGACUCCUAUGGAGGUUUCCUGCGCUUCAAGGUGCGCUACGGUCUGGCCAGGGGCCAAUCGGAGCCUGUGCAGAAGCCCAACGUCGUGAUUGUGGGGAACGGGCAGAAGCUGAUCUACCGUGUGCAGGUGCCCACCCAGCCCUCGGUGGUGAACCAGCGGCAGGUCCAGUUCACCGAGGAGCACUGGGAGAAGGAGUCGGGAGCCUCCGUCAGCCGUGAGGAACUGCUGCUCACCCUCCAGAACUUGGAGGCGGUUAUGAUCCAGACCGUCUAUGACAACCGGAUGGCCAGUGUAGGGCUGAGUGACAUCGUCAUGGACACGACCACCACGGAGGUCACCGGCUUGGGCCUGGCACAUGGCGUGGAGGAAUGCAGGUGCCCCUCUGGGUACGCCGGCCUCUCCUGUGAGCGCUGCGAGGCCCAUUUCAAGCGAGUGCCCGGCGGGCCGUACCUGGGCACAUGCUCUGGCUGCAACUGCAAUGGGCACUCCAGCACCUGCGACCCGUUCUCCGGCUACUGCCUGAACUGCCAGCACCACACCGAGGGGCCCCAGUGCAACAAGUGUAAGCCGGGUUUCUUUGGAGAUGCCACCAAGGGCACCCCCACCGCCUGCCGCCCCUGCCCCUGCCCGUACACCGAAGCCCCCCGCAGGUUUUCAGAGUCCUGUUUCCUGGACACAGAUGGGCAGGCCACCUGCGAUGCCUGCGCCCCAGGCUACACCGGACGUCGCUGCGAAAAAUGUGCUCCUGGCUUCAAAGGAGACCCCAUCCAGCCACGAGGAAAAUGUGUGAGGAUUGGGUUCCCCCCUAGGCCUGAAGUUGAUACUCCACCAGAGGGGCAGAGCAUCGUCGAGUGCGACAAGAGAGGGAGCAGUGAAGUGUCUGAUGGCGCUUGCCAGUGCAAGCCCAACGUCAUGGGACAGUCAUGCAACGAAUGUGCUACGGGCUCGUUCCACCUGAGCCACGCAAACCCCGAAGGCUGCCUGCGCUGUUUCUGCAUGGGGGUCUCGCGCCAGUGCUCCAGCUCAUCGUGGAACAGGGACCAGGUGCGAGUGGGGUCUGAGGACACUGAGAGAGCACAGUUCAGCCUCUCCAACUCGGCCAGCUCCCGGACGAUCACCGAGGGCAUCCGCUUCACCGGUGCCUCAGAGCUCGCUUUCUCUUCCUUCCACACUCUCCCACGAGAUGUGUACUACUGGGUGCUGCCGGAGCGCUUCAGGGGAGACAAGGUGACCUCCUACGGCGGAGAACUGCGCUACACCAUCACCCAUGACACGUUCCCCGGCUCCCCUGCACUGCGUGGCCAACCUGAUGUUCUGCUGAAGGGGAAUGAGAUCUUCCUGGAGCAUGUUGCUGAAAUGAGCCCCCUGCCUGGCUCACCCACUACGUUCACCGUGCCCUUCCGGGAGCAAGCCUGGCGUCGCGCAGAUGGUCAGAAAGCCACCCGUGAACACCUCCUGAUGGCCCUGGCCGACAUUGACGUUUUCAUGAUCCGGGCCUCCUACUCUGACCAGCAGGCGGAGAGCAGGAUCUCUGCCAUCCACAUGGAUGUGGCAGUGCCGCACACCACGGGACUGAGCCCAGCCCUGGAAGUCGAAGACUGCACUUGCCCGCCAGGAUAUCGCGGCCCCUCCUGCCAGGAUUGUGACGUCGGCUACACACGCACAACCAGUGGCCUCUACCUAGGGACCUGCGAACGCUGCGACUGCAACGAGCACACCGCCGAGUGUGACACCGAGACUGGCGACUGCCAGGCCUGCCAGCACAACACGGAAGGACAACGGUGUGAGCGCUGCCAGCCAGGUUUCUUUGGCGAUGCCAGGCGUGGGACCCCUGGAGACUGCCAGCCGUGCCCGUGCUACGGACCAUAUUCUGCUAGCCAACUUGCCAAGACCUGCUUUGUGGACACAGACGGGCAGCCCACCUGCGACUCCUGCGCCCCGGGCUACAUUGGGCGCCAGUGUGAAAGGUGUGCACCGGGCUACGUGGGCAACCCCAGCCGAGGGCAACCGUGCACAGCUACAGACUCUGGCCCCCGAUGCCACUGCGAUCCACAUGGAAGCAUCAGCACCCAUUGCGAUGCCAGUGGGCAGUGCCAUUGUAAGGCACACACGGAGGGGCCCUCCUGCAGCAGCUGCCGCCUGCACCACUUCCACCUGAGCGCGGAGAACAAGGAAGGCUGUUUGCCUUGCUUCUGCAUGGGCGUCACCCAGCAAUGCACCAGUUCCUCCUACCACCGGGACCUGAUCACCACGCCCUUCCUUCCCAGAAACUUCCAAGGAUUCUCACUGGUCAACCGCCAACACACCACCCGGAUCGAGACCGGCUUCGCGGUGGAGAUGUCCCCCGAGGGCCCCCAGCUCUCCUAUGCCCGCUUUGGGCAGCUGGGGGAGGAAACCUACCACUGGCAGUUGCCGGAGACCUACCUGGGUGACAAGACUGUCGGGCAGAAGGAGACCUACUUUGCCCGGAUGCGCCGUGCCCACAAGCAGAACUCCACAUCCCUCACAGAGGAGCAGCUGAGGAAGGACGUGGCAGCUGGCAGGAUCCCCAGCUCUGGCGGCCGGGUCCGGCGAGCCACCCAGGUGCAGGAAGCCCAGUUGAGACGUGAUGCUGAAAUCUGGGAGAUGCUGUCCCGCUGGCAGGCCUCCUCCCACAGGGCGCCCCCUCCUCCCAAGGAGAAGGAGGAGAGCGGCCCCCAACCCCCUCCAGCAGGACUGCGGACCCCCUCUGCUGCCCAGGCAGCCCACUCUGGCCCUCCUCGCUCCUUUGCCUCCUUGGCCAGGGCUCCUCUGCUCCCUGCUUCUCUUGCCGCUGCUCCUGGCUCCCAGCCCCAGGGACAAGGACUCCCCGGCGGAAGGUCCUCAGACUCCUCCAGCAACCUGCUCUCCUCCUCCUCCCAGUACCGCCUCAGGGCGUCUGAGGCUAAAAAGUACUGGUUGCUCUACAAGGGCUUCUCACUCCUUCCCGAAAUCACUUUCUACUGGAAGCUGCCAGACCCCUUCCUGGGGGACAAGGUUGGAUCCUACGGGGGCCAUCUUCGCUACACCCUUUCCUACAAUGCCGGAGGACGAGGCACCCCUCUGCCGGACGCUGAUGUGCAGAUCACUGGUAACGACAUCACCUUGGUGGCUUACCUGUCGGAGCUGCGGCCUCGGGAACGCAAGAGCUUUGAGGUCAUCUUCCAGGAGCAAUACUGGAAGCGCCCAGAUGGCCAGCCAGCCACCCGGGAGCACCUUAUGAUGGUCCUGGCUGACCUGGACGAGAUUCUCAUCCGCGCCACUCACUCCACUGAGAUGCUGUCGGCUGGCAUCACCGGUGUCAGCAUGGAGACCGCGGUGCCCACCUACACCAGCCUGCCCCGGGCUCUGGAGGUGGAGGAAUGCCGCUGCCCACCAGGCUACCAGGGUCUUUCCUGCCAGGAUUGUACAGCUGGCUACACCCGGACAGGCGGUGGGCUCUACCUGGGGCACUGUGCGCUGUGCGAAUGCAACGGGCAUUCAGAUUCCUGCCACCCUGAGACAGGGGCCUGUUCGAGCUGCCUUCAUCAUGCUGCUGGGGAGUUCUGUGACAAGUGUGCCCCCGGAUUCUACGGCGAUGCCACUGCGGGCACCCCAGAGGACUGCCAGCCCUGCGCCUGUCCGCUGACAGAUCCAGAAAACCAGUUCUCAAGGACGUGUGAGAGCCUGGGGGGCGGAGGCUACCGCUGCACAGCCUGUGAGCCGGGCUACACCGGCCAGUACUGCGAGCAGUGUGCUCCAGGUUACACAGGAAACCCCAAUCUCCGUGGGCAGAAGUGUGUCCCCCUGGGUACUCCAGACCACCCAGGCCUCGUCGUGCAAGUCCACCCUCCGCGGACCGCCGUCUCGCAAGGCAGCGAGGUGACCCUGCGUUGCCACGUCAGCGGGGCUCCACCACACUAUUUCUACUGGUCCCGGGAAGACGGGCACCCCGUGCCCAGCACCACCCAGCGCAGGCAGCAAGGGCUGGAGCUCCAUUUCCCCAACAUCCAGCCCUCUGAAGCUGGCGUCUACAUCUGCACAUGCCGGAACCCGCAGUUCAGCAAUGCCAGCCGUGCCGAGGUGGUUGUCACAGAAGGCCCCAGCAAGCCCAUCACAGUGACCGUGGAAGAGCAGAAGGUGCAGAGCGUGAAGCCGGGGGGAGACGUCACCUUUGUCUGCACAGCCAAGAGCAAGUCUCCUGCCUACACCCUGGUAUGGACACGCCAGAACAAUGGGAAGCUGCCCAGCCGGGCCAUGGACUUCAAUGGGAUCCUCACUAUACGCAACGUCCAACCAGAGGACGCUGGGAUCUAUGUCUGCACAGGGUCCAACAUGUUCGACAUGGACGAAGGAGUCGCCACCCUCUACGUGCAAGCUCCGUCUAAGACCCAGAUGUUCUACGGACCUGUAGAAGUGGUGGAAGGCCACAGGCCCUCUGGACCCGCGGUCCACCCCAUGGCCACCAUUGAGCCCUCACAGCUGAGCGUCCAGCCAGGACAAGCGGCCGAGUUCCGCUGCAUCGCUACAGGGAGCCCAGAGCCCACGGUGGAGUGGAUUGGUGGACAAGGGGGCAUCAUCUCCUCCAAAGCCGUCAUCCAGGGUGGGAUCCUGCGCUUCCCGGCAGCGGAGCCUUCCGACGAAGCCCAGUAUUUGUGCCGUGUGCGGAAUAGUGCUGGGCAACAUAUGGCCCGUGCCUUCUUACAAGUACACAGUGCCAGCAUCCCACAAGUGCAGGUGAGCCCGGAACGGACAGAGGUCCAUGAAGGGAGCACCGUGAGGCUCUACUGCCGGGCAGGAGGCUCCCCUGCUGCCACCAUCACCUGGGAAAAAGAAGGAGGCCACUUGCCCCCACAGUCCCGUGCAGAGAGGACAGACAUUGCUACCUUGGUCAUCCCCUCUAUCACGGUGGCUGACGGCGGGGUGUACCACUGUGUGGGGAGCAGCACAGCGGGAGUCGGCCGGGCAAGAAUCGAGGUGAUGGUCAUCCGAGCUGCAGGCCUUUCCCCGAUGGUGAAGAUUGAAUCGUCGUCCUCGUCGGUCAUAGAAGGUCAGACCUUGGAUCUGAACUGCAUCGUGGCCGGCCAGCCAGCUGCAUCCGUCACAUGGUACCGGCGAGGAGGCGCCCUGCCUUCCAACCACCAGGUCUAUGGGUCCGUCCUGCGCAUCCUGCAAGUUUCUGCGGCGGACUCAGGCGAGUACGUCUGCCGCGUCAGCAACGGGGCAGGCCCCAAGGAAGCCUCCAUCAUGGUGACCGUACAACAGCAAGGACACGGUUCCGCACAUGACACCCCACCAGUCAGGAUCGAACCUUCAUCGCCGUCCAUCACCGAGGGACAAGACUUGGAGCUGAGCUGCCUCGUCACGGGCCAGUCGCGGGCCAGAGUCACGUGGUACAAGCGAGGAGGGUCACUCCCGGCUAAUCACAAGAUAUCUGGCUACCAUUUGAGGAUCCUGGCAGCUACGGCAGCAGACUCUGGAGAAUACGUGUGCCGGGUGAGCGACGGAAGCAGUGGAGCGGUGCAAGAAGCCUCCAUUGUGGUGACUGUCUAUGGCACCUCCCAGACCUCAGGAAUCACCCCUCCGCUGAGGAUCGAGUCUCCAUCGCCCUCCAUUGUCGAAGGACAAACCUUGGACUUGAACUGUGUCGUGGCAGGCCAGGCAGGUGGCACAAUCACAUGGUACAAGCGUGGCGGGACCCUGCCAGCUAAUCACCAGGUCUCGGGCUCUCACCUGCGCAUCCCACAAGCCUCCACAGCUGACUCUGGCGAAUACAUCUGCCACGUCAGCCUGGAUUCCAUCGUCAGGGAAGCCUCUGUCAUCGUCUCUGGCACUGGAUCUGCCUCCACUUUAGACAUCACCCCCUCCAUGAGGAUCGAGGCCUCGUCCCCCCACGUUGCUGAGGGGCAAACCUUGGAGCUGGACUGCGUCAUCGCCCACCAGGAUCAGGCCACGGUCACGUGGUACAGGCGUGGAGGAGCCCUCCCGGCCAGCCACCAGGCCUUUGGAUCCCGCUUGCGGCUGGUGAAAGUUUCUCCGGCAGAUUCUGGCGAGUACGUCUGCCGCGUCAGCCGUGGUCCAGCCACCCAGGAGGCCUCGGUCUUCGUCACGAUCCAGCAGGGUGGCACAGGCUCCUUCCCCGCCGGUGUGACUCCCCCAGUACGGAUUGAGUCUUCUUCUACCUCCCCCACUGAAGGCCACACGCUGGACCUGAAGUGCAUUGUGGCAGGACCUGCUUCGCAAGCCAGAGUCACGUGGCACAGACGAGGAGGUGCCCUCCCUGCCGGUCACCAGGUCUCUGGCUCCAUCCUGCGUAUCCCACAGGCUUCAGCUGCAGACUCCGGGGAAUAUGUUUGCCGUGUCAGCAACGGGACGGCUGUCCACGAAGCCUCCCUCAUCAUCACCAUCCAGGGCGGCUCGGGCUCCUCCUACUCUGUGGGCGUCACCCCUCCAAUACGGAUCGAGACCUCCUCCGCGUCCGUUGUGGAGGGGCAGUCAGUGGACCUGAACUGCCUGGUGGCGGGUCAGUCGCAGCCAAGGGUCAUGUGGUACAAGCGAGGUGGUGCCCUGCCCCUCAACAGCCAGAUCCUUGGAUCUCGCCUCAGGAUCCUGCAGGCCUCGGCGGCCGACUCGGGUGAAUACAUCUGCUACGUGAACGAUGGCGACAGUCCACUGGAGGCCUCCGUUAUUGUCUCCAUCCCUGGGAGCUCCGGUUCCGCUUUUUCCUCUGGCAUUGUUCCACCCGUGAGGAUCGAGUCUUCAUCCUCAUCCCUGGCAGAGGGACAGACCUUGGAGCUCAACUGCCUUGUCGCUGGCCAGGUGCAGCCCAAAGUCACCUGGUUCAAGAGAGGAGGGUCCCUCCCAGCCAACCACCAGGUCUCUGGCACCCGCCUCCGCAUCCCUCAGGUCUCCUCCGCCAAUUCCGGAGAGUACGUCUGCCGCGUCAGCAGCGCUGCUGUCACUCAGGAGGCUGCGCUGGUGGUGACAAUCCAAGAUGGCGAGAGCCCCUCCCAUUCUUCAGACACAGUUCCCCCUCUGAAGAUCGAGUCUUCGUCACCCUCCGCUGUUGAAGGGGAGACCUUGGAUCUCACCUGCAGUGUCCCAGGCCAGCCCCAGGCCAUAUUCACGUGGUACCGGCGAGAGGGACCCCUGCCUGCUGGCCACCGGAUUGUUGGUGGUCACCUUCGCCUGGUCCAGCUCACCCCAGCCGACUCCGGCGAGUACGUCUGCCGUGUGAGUGGUGGAGCUGCCCCGCAAGAGGCUUCCUUGGUGGUCUCUGUCCUUGCCAGCGCCAGCGCCGCCUCACGCCUCCAGAGUCCGGUCAUCUCCAUCGACCCCCACAGCACCGCCGUGCGCAAGGGAGCGGACAUCUCCUUCAAGUGCCGGCUCCACGAUGGCGCUCAGCCUGUCGAGAUCUCUUGGAAGCUGCCCAACAACCAGCUGCCAGAAAACGUGAAGAUCAGCCCCAACGGGUCUGUGGUCACCAUCUCCAACGCCCAACCCCAGAACCAGGGCACUUACCGCUGCCUCGCCUCCAACCGAUUUGGGAUAGCCAACAGCGUGGUCAACCUGAUGGUGCAUGGGCCGCCUACCGUCUCGGUGGUGCCAAAGGGCCCCGUGCAAUUGAAGGUGGGCAAAUCCAUCAGCCUGGACUGCCUGGGGGCAGGUGAGCCCCGGGCCCUGGUGCGCUGGAGCAAGGUGGGGGUCCGGCAGAAGGUGGAGCACCAGACAGUGAUGCCGCUGGACAGCCGGGCUGUGUUGCAGAUCUCAUCCGCGAAGCUUGAAGAUGCUGGCACCUAUGUCUGCAUGGCCCAGAACCCCCUGGGGACGGCGGAAGCGCAGGUGGAAUUACGUGUGGAGGCCGUGCACGGGAGACCGGGCGCACCUGAGAUUCGUGCGAACCCAACGCAGACCGUAGUUGCCGGGCAGACGGCUCGGCUCCAUUGUUCUGCCACAGGCGACCCCUCUCCGACCAUCCACUGGUCCAAGCUGAGGGCCCCUUUGCCCUGGCAGCAUCAGAUCGUGAACGACACCCUCGUCAUCCCCCGGGCAGCCCAGCAGGACUCCGGGCAAUACAUCUGCAACGCCACCAACACCGCCGGCUUCACGGAGGCCUUCAUCAUGCUGGAUGUGGAAGCGCCGCCAUACGCCACCACCCUUCCAGACUCGGUGUCGGUGCAGGCGGGCGAGGUGGUGCAGCUGCAGUGCCUGGCUCACGGCACGCCCCCUCUGCGCUAUGAGUGGGCCAAGGCCAAUGGCAGCCUCCCCGGGCACGCCACAGUGCGCGAACGCGUCCUGCACAUCAGCCCCGCCGCCCCCCGCGAUUCGGGCACCUACCUCUGCCGUGUGAGCAACCGGGUGGGAUCAGCCGAGGCCGUCGCCCACGUCCGAGUGCAAGGUGCAGCUGGAGGACCUCUUUCCAUCCAGGUCACCCCACGGAGAGAGACGAAGGCUGUGGGGGGCACAGCAGAAUUUGCGUGUUCUGUUGUUUCCGGAGACCCCCGGGCACGGCUGGAGUGGUCCAGGGAGGGUGGGGAGCUGCCUCCUCAACACAGCAUCCACAACGGCGUGCUUCGAAUCGAGAAGCUGGACCGGGGGUGCCAAGGUGUCUACGUUUGCCGAGCCACCAGCUACUCGGAGGAGGCGGAGGACAGGACCACGCUGACUGUCCAGGCACUGCCCAAGGUGAUGAUCAACAUCCGGACAUCGGUGCAGACCGUGCUGGUGGGCAACGCCGUGGAGUUCGAGUGCCUGGCCUUUGGGGACCCAAAGCCCCAGGUCACCUGGAGCAAGGUGGGCGGGCGGCUGCGCCCAGGGGUGCUGGCCAGCGGCAGCAUGGUGAAGAUUGAGCGUGUGGAGCAGGCCGACGCCGGGCAGUACCGCUGCACGGCCACCAACGACGUCGGCACGGUCCAAUCCCACGUCAUCCUACAUGUCCAGUCUGUGCCCCAGAUUGCUGCAGCCCAGCCAGAAGUGAAAGAGGUCUCCACCGGGUCUAAGGUGGUCUUCCCUUGCUCAGCUUCCGGUUUCCCUGUGCCAGAUAUCACCUGGACCAAGCUGGAAGGAGACCUCCCCAAGGACGUCCACGUGGACAGCAACGUUCUGACCAUCCCAUCCGCUCGCCCCGAGGACACUGGCAUUUACGUCUGCACAGCAUCUAACCGGCAAGGGAAGGUGACGGCUUUCUCCAUGCUCAAAGUGCGCGAACGCGUGGUGCCAUAUUUCACCCAGAAUCCUCGGUCAUACCUUGUCCUGCCGACCAUGAAAGACGCCUACAAGACGUUCGCAAUCGAGAUCACCUUCCGACCGGACACAGCUGACGCUCUCAUGCUUUACUCAGGGAUGCUGGUGUACAACGGGCAGAAGAAGAACACAGGCACGGACUUCGUGUCCUUUGGACUGGUUGGGGGCCGGCCGGAGCUCAGGUUCGAUGCCGGCUCUGGCAUGGCCACCAUCCGGCACCCGUCCAUCAUCAAGCUGGGCGAAUUCCACACCGUCCGGCUGUACCGCAACCUCACCCAGGGCUCUCUUGUUUUGGACAACCACCCUCCCGUCAACGGCACGUCCCAGGGCAAAUUCCAAGGUCUGGAUCUCAACGAGGGGCUGUACCUUGGCGGGUAUCCCAACUAUGCUGCUACUGCAAAGACAGGCCUGACCAGCGGUUUCAUUGGAUGCGUUCGGCAGCUGGUCAUCCAAGGGAAGGAAGUUAUCUUCAAAGACUUUGACCUGCAAGCUCACGGCGUCUCCAACUGCCCCACCUGCCAGGACCGUCCGUGUCAGAACGGAGGCGCCUGCAGGGACUUGGAGAGCAGCAGCUAUGUGUGUGAGUGCCCACAGGGAUUCGCUGGAAGCAACUGUGAACACCCCCAGGCCCUACGCUGCCAUCCAGAGGCCUGCGGUCCCGACGCCACCUGUGUUAACCGAGCCACUGGGCAAGGCUACACUUGCCGCUGCCUCCUUGGGAAAUACGGAGAGAAGUGCAUGGAGGGCGCCACGGUGACCGUGCCCUAUUUCCAUGGGGGCGACGCCUUCAUCUCCUACCCACCCCUCACCAACAUCCACUACGAGCUGCGCGUGGACCUAGAGAUCAAGCCGCUGUCCCCCGAUGGCCUCAUCCUCUUCAGCGGCGGGGAUGGCUCCCCCGUGGCAGAUUUUGUCUCGCUCAGCAUGGUCAACGGGCACUUGGAGUUCCGCUACGAGCUGGGCUCAGGAACGGCCGUCCUUCGAAGUGCAAAGCCCCUAGAGCUGGAACAGUGGCACAGGAUCACGGCCGAGCGCCUGAACAAAGAUGGCACCCUGCAGGUGAACGAUGAGCGGCCCGUCAAGAGGUCCUCGCCGGGGAAAAGCCAGGGUCUGAACCUCCGCACUUCCAUGUACCUGGGGGGCGUGGACGACGCCAUCAGGCUGCCGCCGGCUGCCAACGUCUCCAGCCACUUCUACGGGUGCAUCGGGGAGGUCUCAAUCAACGGGAAGAAGGUGGACAUUUCGUACAGCUUCCUGGAGAGCCGCAGCAUCUCGCAGUGCUUUGACAGCUCCCCUUGCGACCGCAGGCCCUGCCAGCAUGGUGGCAAGUGCUUGCUGACCGGCGAGUACGAGUUCCAGUGCCUGUGUCUGGAUGGCUACAAAGGGGAGCGCUGCGAGGUGUCUGAGGUUCAGUGCCAGCUCCAGCAGCCCUGCCUCAAUGGGGGCAUCUGCAAAGACACAGCGUGUGUCUGCCCUCCUGGCUUCCUGGGAUUAUACUGUGAACACGAUGCAUCACAGCACCAGUCAAAUACCGAGUGGACUCCCGAGGGCAGCGGAGGAAAUGAUGCCCCUGGACAGUACGGUGCCUAUUUCCACGACAACGGCUAUGUGGCCCUUGGGCGCCACACUUUCCCAAGGAGCCUCCCUGACUCACCGGAGACGAUCGAGCUGGAAGUGCGCACCAACUCGGCGAAUGGGCUUCUCCUCUGGCAGGGCGUGGCAACCAGGGAGGCGGGCCUUGAGCAGCAUGCUGCUAGCGAGGAGGAAGGAGAGAGCGCCAAAGCAAAGGACUUCAUCAGCCUCGGGCUGAAGGACGGGCACCUGCUGUUCAGUUACCAGCUAGGAAGCGGAGAAGUGAACAUCCUGUCCGAAGACCCAGUUGAUGAUGGGGAAUGGCAUAGAGUGACAGCCAUCCGGGAAGGGAAAAGAGGCUUCCUUCAAGUCGAUGGCGAGGAGAUGGUCGCUGGGGAAUCUCCUGGCAAGAACGUCAUGGUGAAUACCAAAGGUCGAAUUUAUAUAGGUGGAGCACCUGACAUCCAAGCCCUGACCGCGGGAAAGUACAUCUCGGGGAUCACGGGCUGCGUCAAGAACGUGGUGCUGAUCAACGACCGGCCCGGCCAGCAGCCUCAGCAGCCCAUUGACCUGCACCAUCACUCGGAGGCCGGCCUCAACAUCCAAGAGUGCUCCUCAUAGGCCGGGCUUGCCUCUUAACCACACUCUUCGCUGUUUUGUUUUUUUGUCAUCAGGCCAAUUGAGAGACAUCUAUUGUUAUUAUUAUUAUUAUUAUUUUAUUAUUAUUAUUAUGAAUUUUUUUAAAAAAGAGAAACACACACACACACUCACAAAUGGUGCUUUGCUGCUACCAAAAGAAAAUGGGGGUGGGGAGAUGUGGGAGGGAGUUGGUUUGUGAGGGUUUUUUUUGUGGAAGUGACAGACCGAUGGGGGCCACGCAGGGCCUGUCGUCGUCCCCCCACCUUCCCCAGCCCUCACAUGGAAGGACACACACAGAGAGAGAGACACUUAAAAGGACUGGAGAGCGGCAUUCGUGAGAGGCGAUUGGACAGUGCCGUGCCCGAGGUUUUCCAGGGAUGAGCAUCUCGGACAGGGCAGAGAGAGCCCUGAAGAGGCUGCUCUGAGGCCGAGGGGUGGGCAACAGGGUGACCACGUGGCUUCUCUUGCUUCCGCUGCUGGGCUGGGCUGGGCCAGGCAGGUUGUGACCAAAGAUACUGUC